This is a messenger RNA of Haplochromis burtoni (Burton's mouthbrooder), 8015 nucleotides long. RefSeq names its product faciogenital dysplasia (gene fgd). Gene Ontology annotation, molecular function: guanyl-nucleotide exchange factor activity; metal ion binding. The transcript is spliced from 19 exons. Gene Ontology annotation, biological process: cytoskeleton organization; filopodium assembly. NCBI's taxonomy places the organism in Eukaryota, Metazoa, Chordata, Actinopteri, Cichliformes, Cichlidae. The record is from RefSeq and is a predicted model, not a curated record. Bases 3943 to 6696 code for a protein of 917 amino acids. Gene Ontology annotation, cellular component: cytoplasm.
AAUAUCUCUCAAGACAUCAAAUCAAGUCCAGUGGCUAUGUUCAUAGUGGAAGUGAGGCUUGCUCACCCAGGAUGAGGGUGACCCAGGUCAUCUACUAACUAGGGGUUAGUGGUUCAAUCCCUGGCCGCUCUACUCUGCAUGCCAACUUAUCCUUCGGGUAGACACUGGACCUCAUUCAUUGGAGUGUGAAUCUUAGAAAGAUAGCACUCGGGCAAAGAAGAUUUAUUGUAUGAAAGUGCCUUGAGUGGUCAAGUAGAAAAGCACAAUAUAGGAACCAAUUCAUUACUGCUUUGUGAGUUUUACUCUUAGAUUAUGAGGCUAUGACUUUAACACCUUCUAGCAAUCCGUUGCCUGCUGAACCUUUUUCUAACCUCUCAGCCUCUCUGUCUUCUCAUCCCAGAAAAUCACAAUCUGUGGGAGCUGCUGAAAUCUUUCCACUUAGUGUGGGAGACAUGCCAUUGUGCCUGCUAUGCCCACUGACCUAAUUCAGCUCAGUGCCUAAUGUCAUACCAGUGAAACUUGGUGUUAAACAAUAAAUAUUUUCUACUGUAGGUUAAAAAACUGAUGGGUUGACAAAGAAAAUGUGAUUGUUUCUCAUUACAGAGCAUGUUGAGGAGAAGAUGAAUAUAGAUUUUUAAUCUGCAGCCAGAUGCUGCUGUAUAUGAUUGGAUAGCUGUUGAUCCUUGUGUACUUUUGUGUGUGUAUGACUGCGUGCAUGUGGAGAUGUGUGUGGGUUAAUAAAGCCUGUGGUGAAAAUAGAAUUGGGCGCUCGUUACUGUGUGAUUGUCAGAGACUGAGAUCUGCCCUACUGUCGAUCCCAGGGCAGCUGCUGUUAUACUCACACCAGUAUUUUCUCUCUCUGCUUUUUUUUUAAAUUUCCUGGUUUGUACAUUUGGGUUUUUAUCCUUUUAUAGUGUCGUUUCAACCAGUUUCUUAUAUCUAGAAAAGUAAAUACUUUUUUAUAGUUAUAGCUUUAAUUUUCUUUUUUGAACAUGUCACCUUCUUUAUUUCAGUCCCUCUGUGUCCCAGCUGCAACAUGUAUUUAAAUUCUGUCUUCAUCUAUACAUUUCUAUCUAGCUUUGUUUCUUUUUUUUUAAUGAUUAAGUUGAUUUCUGAAAAGUAGAUCAAGGUCAUAGCACAUAUUGGUAUGGCAGAGGGAGAAAUGAGACAAAGCAAAAUUCCUUUGUUUUCUUAGCCUUGCUAUUUUUCUACAAGACAAUGUGUUCCUGUCCAAGCCAAGAAUUUAAGUGGCUCUGUGGCUCAAAGUUCAUUAUAAAUCUAAGAGUCGUUUAAUGAGAGCUUGCUGCUCUCUGGCUGAGUCGUUCAGGGUAACACGGUGGAAAUAAAACCAGUAUUAUUCUGAAUGAGACAGUGAAAGAAAGUUAUACAGACACAGACAGAAGGAAAGGAAGAGAGUGGGUAUAAUGAAGGCAGAAAAGCUAAGAAAUGUGAUGGUGACAUAGGAAAUAAUGAGGUACACCACCCAAACUGGAUGUCUUGCCACGUCUUGGUGGGGAACUGGGCGGGUGGUUGGUUGAAGUUAUCAGAGCGGCGCUGUCAGCUCUUCCUUACCCAGGGUUGCUUUGUGGACAGGAGAGCUGAUUGAGUAGCUGUCUGAGUGGGGAGACUCUGCUGACUGUGAGCGAUCCAUCUCUGGGAUGAUGGGUAAUAAAUGACUCUGUGGGGGUCGCCUCGGGGCUGAAGGUGAUUGACAGGGCAGCUACGUCUGUGCAUUUUCCUUGUGCGUGUUUGUGUAUAUUUUGAACCUGGGUGUCUUGGGGUUUGGGGAAAAUGGAGAGAGGAGAGAGUUCUGAGUUAUUUUGUCGGAACUUUGAAUUAGCACGGUGAAAAUUUGAGAUGUCUACCUCGAAGGUUUGAUUUAUGGAGAGUAAAGAAAAUGUUUUGCUCUGUUUUUUGUUUUCAGUGGUGGAAACAAGCUUCUGUACUAAUCUCAGUAUCCCUGGUGAAAAUGAGCACAUCUAGCACAUUACACUACGGUUUGUGCUCACACCCAACUAGGGAGACAGAGACACAGCUUGAAAGGUACAAGUCCAACUCAAAAUCAUUAAAUUUUGCUGCCAUGCAACUUUUAAAAUGCUCAGAGCAUCGCAUCAUCAGUUGUUGAUAACAAAGCAAAUAGCAAAAUGUAGUGUCCCUCAGCUAAACCAAUCAUCUUUGCCCCACUGUUUCUCACUUUGCAUACUAACUCAUUCUACUGAUGUGGCCUAGUCUGAUUAGAUGUGUAAUUUUAUUUUAUCUUUUUAAGUCUGAAAAUUAGAACUUAGAGAAAGUUUGGAAGUUUAAGGCUUCAGCCGUACAGGCCUAAUGACCUGUUGGCUACCCCGUGGCAACCACUGGAUGUUGGAAAAAAAUGUUUGUCCACACACAAUUUGCUGAGUGGUUGCUGGAGUUUGCUAGCAGUUGCUAGGUAAAAAAAAGGUCACAAAGAGGCUGCUACAAUCCUCCUGAUUGCUUUAGUUGCUAGCAUAUUGUCACAGUGGCUGUAGUUUACACAGAAGAUCCCAGCUUAUCUGCAAACACCCCCCGACUGCUUGUAAGGUGGUAGUUAAACUGAAAAUUGUGACAAAAACUAGAAAUGUCGCAUGUACAGCGAUGAUUAACAUCUAUGUUUUUUUUAUUAAUUUAUUUUAAAUCCCAAUUUUCUGUUACUUUCUUAUACAUUAUGUUCAUUUCAUCAUCCACCUGAGAAUACAAUGUUACGGUCUCCAUUUGAAUUUGUUUCAUGUGCUACGGUCAACCUACAUCUCCUGUAUGUAACUUAACAGUCACCAGAUUUGUAUCCAUGUUAUUCGGUAUUGAAAAGAAAUAUGUCUGCAGCAUUGAGCAUUAAAAGCAAAUAUUGAAAGCUUGCAUUGAUUCUUGACCUUGUUUACUUAACGUUGUAAACACACCUUAAGACUCAUAAUUUGAUUAAUUGUCAUACAACAGAGACAAUCUAACUACACAAAAGGUAAAAGCAAUCAAACAAAGACUGAUACACAUUGCUGUGACGUGCUAAUACAAGAAAUACAUUCCUUAGGUUUUUCUCUCAUGAUAGCAUCACAAUCCCGGACGUUUAUCACGCUUACAUGCUUCCUGCUGAUUAAAAUCAAAGUGUCAGUAUACGUACCUGAAGGUAUCCGAAUAUAAGGUACACGGCAACCAUUAACUUUGUGUAGUUGUAUACUGUGAAGCAGUAUUUUGAAGUUGAACUCAAAGUCCUCACAGUCCUAAGAUGAGAUUGCAUUACAUCACAACCAUGAAAGAACAGGUAAGAUUUACAGUGACUAAUUGUUGGUUUUGCUGGGAGAGGUUGCCAUGUUAACGCACAGCCUUCAGGGUGUAGCAGUAAUAAUGUUCUCAUAUAAUUUCUUUCUAAUCGUGCUGUUCAUUUAUUCUUCAGUUACUGUGUGGGGAGCAAAGGAAAUUAAUGAGCUCAUUAUUCUCCUUUGUGUUUUUACAAAGCUCUCACUAAAUUAGAUAGAUACAUUAUUAAUAUUGUCUCUUGAGUCCAAAUCAAUUAGGUGACUGCCUCAAAAAGGCGAUUUUGUUGAUUAUCUAACUCUAACCCUUGUCUUUCGAGUUGUGCGCUGUGGGCAAAGUUUCCUGUGUUGUGGGCAAACUGUAAGAUUAUAUGCUGAGAUUCCGGGAUUCCACAGUGACACAUAAUCAUGUCAUUUUGGCCCCGGGAGGAGCUGUUAGUAUCAGGUUUGUCAGGUGAGCAAACAGGUGCAGGUCCUCUAACACCACUGGGAAAGGACAGGUGACUGUGCGUGUUUUGGUAUAAUGCAGGAUUGGGCUUUUAAAGGGCUGGUUAGGGUGUGUAUGUCUGUGUUUGUUGGCCACAAAGAGUAGUCUCAGUUGCGUGCGCGCACACACACACACGGCACUCCAGAAAACUGGGAGGGCAGGAUUUAUUUUGGUUUAAACACUGCUGUGUGGAUGACUUUUACAUUCAGUUGCUCUUUGGACUUUGGAUAUCUGACACGGAAAGAUAGGACGCAAGAUCUCCCUGCCUCCCCUCUGCAGUACCAGUGUGGAUCAGUGGACUACCUGUGUUCUCCAAGGCUCAUAAAGAAAGGUCCGACCCCCAGACCAUGUCACGACAAGCCUCCAAUCAAACCGCGGCCUCAGCCCCCCACCUCGCCCAGAACACUAACCGCUCAGAAACCUCAAGUGCCCCCUAAACCUGCGCACCUGCUCGCCCUUGGGCAAGACAAGAAACCUAAGAGGAUCCCACCAGCACCCUCCAGGCCUCUGCCAGCACCCCCUCUUCCACCUAAACCAAAGCCUACGCUAACCCCUCCUGGCCAGGGAGCACAGCCGCAGAGAGAGGCACAGAAAGUUGGGCUGCUGAUUGAGAGGUUUGAAAAUUCAAGGGUCCCCAUCCUUGGGGUGCUUCCACGCUCACAGCUGCAGCUGUGUCUGAGAAUGGACAGUGCACCAGAUAUCACUUCCUGCAGCCAGGACACCACGGCAAAGGUUGCAGGAGACUCCUUCCCUGUGGAUAAACCUGCGCUUGGCAACUUUGAACGGACUGACGACGAGACUGAUCUCUCGCGUCUGGCUUCCAUGCGCAUCGACGGCACCGGUGAUCCUGUGAUGGAUAGCUGUGCAGUGAAUGACAUCACACAGAACGAUGGCUGCCUCAAUGACGUGGGACGGGAUGAAGGUUCAUCCCACAAACUUCUGGACAAUCCGGACUCCUCAGAGCAGAACGGGAAGAUUCCCAACCGGGACAGUGGCAUUGACAGCCCGUCGUGCACCGUGGAAGGGGAGGUGUUCCCUAAUGAGGAUGUCAUUGACGAGGAGGAUAAUUACGACAGCGUCACUGAGACAGAGAGUGUGUCCUGCUGCGUUACACUGGACAACAAGCGAGACUCAACGCAGGAUGAGGACAGUGACUUAGAUGAGGGGAGCAGUGGGGAGAUACACUCUCUGACAGACACACAGAUUGGGUAUCUCACAGAUACACACUCGGAGGCGCAGAAAUGCUCAGAAGCUCAGAAACUCCUGAAUAUUGCCAAAGAGCUUCUCCAAACUGAAGAGGCCUACGUGAAACGACUCAAUCUCCUCGACCAGGUAUUUUGCACAAAGCUCACCGAGGCUGGAAUCCCUCAGGACGUCAUUACUGGGAUCUUCUCCAACAUCUCUUCUAUCUACUGCUUUCACGAUAAGUUCCUGCUCCCUGAGCUCAAGACACGGAUUACUGAUGAAUGGGAAAACAAACCACGCAUCGGAGACAUCCUCCAGAAACUGGCUCCAUUCAUGAAGAUGUAUGGAGAGUAUGUGAAGAACUUUGACCGGGCCAUGGACUUGGUCAACACCUGGACGCAGCGAUCGUCACAAUUUAAGAGUGUCGUUCAGAAUAUACAGAAACAGGAUGUGUGUGGGAAUCUGACGUUGCAGCACCACAUGUUAGAGCCAGUCCAAAGGAUUCCUCGCUAUGAGCUCUUGCUCAAAGACUACCUGAAGAAGUUGCCCAAUGAUGCUCUCGACAGAAAAGAUGCUGAAAAAGCACUGGAGCUCAUUUCUACCGCAGCUAACCACUCCAAUGCAGCAAUCAGGAAAAUGGAAAAGAUGCACAAACUGUUGGAGGUUUAUGAGAGGCUUGGAGGAGAGGAGGACAUAGUUAACCCAGCCAAUGAGCUCAUAAAAGAAGGACAUAUCAAGAAGAUGUCAGCCAAAAACGGGACCGCGCAAGACCGAUACCUCUAUUUGUUCAACAAUAUGGUGCUAUACUGUGUGCCUAAACUCCGACUUAUGGGGCAGAAGUUCAGUGUCAGAGAGAGGAUUGACAUUGCUGGCAUGGAGGUGCAGGAGAAUGUGAAGCAGAACCUUCCUCACACGUUUGCCAUCAUCGGUAAGCGACGUUCGCUGGAGCUGCAAGCCAGGACGGCUGAGGAGAAGGAAGACUGGAUUCAGGUUAUCCAGGCCACGAUUGAACGACACAAACAAAACAGCAAGACGUUCAAAGCCUUCAACAGCUCCUUCUCCCGGGAAGACGACCAUGUGCCGGAGUCACCGGGUUUCUGGUCGAACACAUCCAUCGACUCUGAUGGCGAAAGACUACAAGAAAGGAAGAGUUCCAAGAAAAAGGAGAAGGAGAAGCAGACAUGUAAAGGCUGCAGCGAGAGCUUCAAUUUCACCAAGCGCAAACAUCACUGCAAGUCCUGCGGAGCGGCCAUCUGUGCAAAGUGUUCAAAGAUGGACAACAAAACGAGCCGAGUGUGUCCUGAAUGUUUCGAAGCCAGCCUCAGCAUAGAGAACCUUGGUACUGGUGAACACAGAAGAAAAACUGCACCUGAGAGACAGGUUUCUCUAACGGCAGAGAACUGCCUGCUGUGUGGCCACCUCCAAGUACAGGAGAAAGGGAAGAGCUGGAUGAAAAUGUGGGUUGCUGUGACCAAGGCUGAGCCACUGGUGCUGUACUUACAAAGCAGCGGACAGGACUCAAAGGGGUCGCGGCCAGUACCUCUCCCUGGGUUUGAGGUGAGCCCAGCACCUUCUGCAGCUGCUGAGAAAACGGAGGUCAAACACAUAAUCCGGCUCAGCAACACUCAGCAAACUUUGCUCUUAAGUGCCCAAGAUGAAGAACUUCAGGCCAAGUGGGUGGACUUCCUCUCCAAAGCUGCCCGUGGAGAAGCUUCCGCUGAGGCAUCGACGAGCCUGACUGAACACAGGAAGAGCCAGUAGUGGACACGUUGGAGACACGGGACUCCCCAACCCUCCUUCCUCCCUCUCCUGUGUAUAGAGCACACAUUACUUGAAAUCACUUUACCUUGGCACUUUUUUAUUUUUCCUUAUUUUUUUUCUUUAUAAAGACCACUGAGUCCUUUGCCACUUCAAACUUAUCUUUCUUACCCCACAGCUACUUUUUUUUCCCUCUCUCCAUCCUUAUGUAUUUCCCAAACACGCACCCACACACAAGUAAGGACUAUCCUACCAAGCAACCAAUGCCACUGGUUAGUACAUGUUAUUUCUCAGUGUUUUUAACAGCUUUGAAGAACCUUGAUUUGUAAUAUAGCUGAAAAAAACAUGUUUUUUUUAAAGAUGAAGUUCCUUGUAUAUCAUUCAAUAGUGUUGUGAAGCAUUAACAUUUAUACCUCUGUCUUUCCAUUUGUGCGGACGUGUGUGUGUGUGUGUGUAUGUAUGUAUGUAUGUAUGCGUGUCUUUGAGCGUGAGUCCCUUCCGGUGUUUAUUAAGUAUUGAAUGUUAGUGUAAGGACCCAUGUCACCUCUCUAUUGUCUCCAGCAGUGGUGGGUUAUUGGGUAUUGUACAAUAUGUAUACUAUAGUGUGAUGUAAGGAAAAAAAAGAAAAAAAUAGACAUUUUAACUUAAAAGGCACAGAAAUGUGUACAUUUGUGGCUGGCCACCUGAUGCUCCCACUGUCUUACAGACCCUUUCGUCUCUUAUGCAUUGGUAAAAUUCCCUCUCCGUCAUUAUCGUGGGACUCUGUGACCUUUAAUCUCAUCCUGAGUGACCACAUUUCACUUCUCUUAUCUUCGUGACUCGUCUAGAUGAAAGAGUAGUUACAGGGCUUCAGUUCUGACACUGUGCUGCAGGUUCAGUGUCUCAAUAACUCCACUUGUACACGUACUAAAUAAACCCUUUAUGUGUAGGUCUCUCUUUCUCAACACUGCAACCAUUUGCCUGCUUCUCUCCCUUUUUGGUGAUGUGAUGAAAACCAAGUACUGUACUGUAAAACUGUUUCUUCUGCCUUGUCCCCCGUACCCCGCUCCUAUCAGCACCAGCCUUUAAGCAAAAGUAGCAAAAAAAAAAAAAAAAGCAACAUCGGAUCUCUUUCUGCAUGUAAACUCACUCAUAUUUAUGUACCUUGCUAUGAAAUCUUGCCCUUGCCCCUCUUUUUAUGCUCCAGAAUUUGUUCUUGUAGUACUGUAAGUAAGCAGAGUCAGCAUUGAGUGUUUUAAAAACAUGGUUUGUGCACAGUGGAAAAGCAUCAUCAAUAAACAGACGUGGUUAAUUCAGUACCACACUGUCCAGUAAGAUAUUAA